This is a messenger RNA of Apis laboriosa (Himalayan honeybee), 918 nucleotides long. RefSeq names its product trafficking protein particle complex subunit 2-like protein. The transcript is spliced from 7 exons. Bases 249 to 848 code for a protein of 199 amino acids. Gene Ontology annotation, cellular component: cytoplasm; TRAPP complex; nucleus. Gene Ontology annotation, biological process: respiratory electron transport chain; endoplasmic reticulum to Golgi vesicle-mediated transport. The record is from RefSeq and is a predicted model, not a curated record. NCBI's taxonomy places the organism in Eukaryota, Metazoa, Arthropoda, Insecta, Hymenoptera, Apidae.
UUAACAUAUAACUAUACACAUAAAGCACCGUUUAAAGAGAUAGAAUAUAUGUUUUAUAGAUAAGUAAAGUUUAUGUAUGUAUAUCUGCAUGUGUAACAACAAUUAUUUUUAAUAAAAAAAUUUGUUGUUUAUAUUAAUAUUAUAAUAUCUAUAUAUGAAAUAUUAACAUUAUGUACAUACAUAUGUUAUUAUAAUAACUACAUAACACAGUUGAUUGAUUGAUAAAAUAUUUAAAUAUAAUUGUUUCGAUGUCUCAACGUACAAAAGUCAUCAAUUUAUACAAGACGCUCUUGUAUAUGGGUCGAGAUUAUCCAAGAGGUUAUGAAUUUUUUAGAAAAAAUGUAAGGAAAGUUUUUGAAAAAAAUAAAGAAGAACGUGAUCCUGAAAAAAUUGAUAAAAUGUUGGCUCAUGGUGUUAUAAAUAUGGCAGUUUGUGUAGCUGUAAUUGGAAAAGACAAUUCUCCUAAAUAUAUUAGAUGUAUAGAUGAAUCAUCAGCAUUACAAUUUCAUUGCAAAGUUCAUACAUCAAUUGAUAUUAUAGAAGAAAAAUUAAACGUAGGAAAUAAAACUACUAUUGAUAUACGAGAUCUAUAUUUAGGCUUAUUAUAUGCUACAGAAGAAUAUAAAAUAUAUGGUUAUGUCACAAAUACAAAAAUCAAAUUUAUUAUUGUAUUACAUUCAUCAAACAUAUCUCUGAGAGAUAAUGAUGUAAAAGUGAUUUUUAAGAAAUUACAUGCAGCUUAUUCUAAUGCUGUAUGUAAUCCAUUUUACAUUCCAGGUGAUCAACUUAAUUCCAAAUCUUUUGAUCUAGCAGUAAUGGAGAUAAUGGGUAUUAUAUCACCUUUUUAAUUAAUUAUAUUUGAAUUUAAUAUAUUGUAUAUAUAUUACUAAUAGAUAUAAUUAAAUUACAUAAAAAUGA